Diabrotica balteata is the source of this 1634-nucleotide messenger RNA. Lineage: Eukaryota; Metazoa; Arthropoda; Insecta; Coleoptera; Chrysomelidae. The record is from the annotation of a GenBank genome assembly.
ACGCACGUCAAUAUUUUUAAGACUGAUGUACUUCUACAAAAAUUAUUUUAACAAUAUUUUGUUAAAUAUGACUCAUACAUACCUAUAAUUUUUUUGUAAUUUUGUAAAUCUUAUCGUAUGCAAGAUGCGUGGGGUAGUUAAAAUGAUACAGUUCCUGCUUUUUAUUAUUAAGUUAAUCCUUGCUGCCGUAAUAUUUGUGGUACUUUCUGUCGGAAUUGUUGUUCCAGUGUAUUACUUAUAUUUAAAAAGAAAAUACAGUGUAGAUAAAUUAAAGAAUCUUUCCAGUAAAUUAAGGGUAGGCAUAUUUCAUCCCUACUGUAAUGCGGGUGGUGGAGGAGAAAAAGUCUUAUGGGUAGCAUUACAAGCACUUCAGAAAAAGUAUCCUAAAGCAGAGUUUUAUAUUUACACAGGUGAUGUAGAAGCAACUCCAGAAGAAAUUUUGGAUAAAGUUAGAACCAGAUUAAAUGUGAAUCUAGAAAAAAAUAUAAAAUUUAUUUAUCUCCAUAGGAGAAAAUGGCUUGAAGCAAAUAUGUAUCCCUAUUUCACCCUUUUGGGACAGGCUUUGGGGUCUGUAUUCUUAGGCUUUGAAGCCUUGAAUAGGUUAAAUCCAGAUAUUUUUAUUGAAACCACAGGCUUUACAUUUGUCAUUCCAAUCUUCAAAUACAUUGGUGGUUGCAAGACUGGUUGCUACAUACAUUAUCCAAUUAUUACAAAUGACAUGUUGAAAAGAGUGUCCAACAGGCAGUCCUUAUAUAACAAUAGGAGUAUAAUAGCAAGAAGUCCUAUUCUUACCAUGGGAAAACUGGUAUAUUAUCAUAUAUUUGCUUGGGCUUAUUCUUUAGCAGGCCAAUCAUCUGAUAUAAAUUUGGUGAACUCAACAUUCACCAUGGAACAUCUUAACUCACUUUGGAACAGACCACUUCACCUUGUAUAUCCGCCUUGCGAGACUGAUCAUCUAAAAAAACUCCAAAGAGAUAAAACUCGACCAAAAAAUAUUAGAAUAAUGUCUCUGGCUCAAUUUAGACCUGAGAAGGACCAUCCUCUACAACUUCAAGCAUUAUAUGAGCUGCGUGAAAUAGUACCAGAAGAGGUAUUCAACAACAUAACUUUAGUGUUAUGUGGUAGUUGUAGAAAUGCAGAAGACAGUAGGAGAGUGAAAGAUUUAAAAGACUUUAGUAAGCAUUUAAGCCUAGAAAACAACGUAGAAUUUAAGGUGAAUAUUAGUUAUGGUGAUUUACUAGAAGAAUUAAAAAAUUCCUGGAUCGGUAUCCACACUAUGCUCGAUGAACACUUUGGUAUUGGCGUAGUCGAACAGAUGGCAGCAGGUCUCAUAAUGGUGGCGCAUAGAUCAGGCGGACCUUUAUUGGAUAUUAUAGAAACUUCAGAAGGAUCCAGGCUAGGGUUUUUAGCUCAAACUCCUGAUGAGUUUGCUCACAUAAUUAAAUUCAUUUUGCAAUUGGACGAUGCCGAGAUUAAUGAGAUUAGAGCGAAGGCAAGAGCUUCAACCGACCGUUUUAGCAAUCAAAAAUUUCAUGAAGAAUUUUUGAGGGCUAUUGAACCUCUGUUUAAGUGAAGUGUAGACAAGUAGCGUUAUGUACAUAUAGCAUAAGUCAUAAUAAAGUGUGAUAUAUGAA